GCUAUCCAAGGGAAGUGUGAACACACCAUUUCUUCUUUUCACUACUUUAACAAGAACAAUAGAGCGUAAUAAGUAAGAUCAGAGACUUACUUUUUUUUGAAAAAAACAACUAAAUAUUAUACUAGGCCUGGUGCUUUUAUGCCGAAAUUUGUAGAGGGUACGGAUCUCUUUGACGGGUUACGCGUUCUCCCCAGGGAGUCAGAGCAAUUGAUGGACCAUUUAAGUCGCAUCAACCACACAUUACAGACACGAUACCUUAUACCUGUAGAACUCGCUGAAUUUAGUCUUCAGCCUGAUCGUUCAGAUGACUUUUAUCGCUUAUAUGCGAAAGAAAUCCAGCGCGUUGUAUCCCUUCUCAGCGACGCCCCUACCACCCGCCGUGCAAUAAAAGUUCAGGUGGAUCCAAAGAAACUGCUUGGGGGUGCCAUGAUCACAUACACUCAUAAUGAAAAUGACAAAAACAUUGCAUCAAAUAGAUCAGGUGAUUUUUAUUACAGAAAUAUAUAUUCAGGUGGCUCACAUACAGGUGUCGAGAAUCUUGCACAACUUGCAUCCCCACCUGAGCGGAAGGAAAUUUUACCUUGCCAUAACUUGGUGGAUAAAAUGAGCCAACCCAUACAGCUGGCACCGGUGAUAGUAGAUCCUGCUACCCCUGCUAGCGCACUGCCAACGGGAUUAAACCUCGAAGAUAUCCUUUCGACUACUGGUGGUCUUAUUGAUUCGACCGCGAGACUACCGAAGGAUGCGAGCUGUUUGUUCAGCACACCGCCAGAGUUCAAGGGGUUUAGUGGGGCUCCAGCGUACACUCCUUCUGAGUCCUACAAGUGUUCACCCUGA
This is a messenger RNA of Phytomonas sp. EM1, 837 nucleotides long. The record is from the annotation of a GenBank genome assembly. NCBI's taxonomy places the organism in Eukaryota, Euglenozoa, Kinetoplastea, Trypanosomatida, Trypanosomatidae.